Anarrhichthys ocellatus (wolf-eel) is the source of this 5980-nucleotide messenger RNA. It is a transcript of the gene pkig, whose product is annotated as protein kinase (cAMP-dependent, catalytic) inhibitor gamma. Bases 384 to 704 code for a protein of 106 amino acids. The record is from RefSeq and is a predicted model, not a curated record. Lineage: Eukaryota; Metazoa; Chordata; Actinopteri; Perciformes; Anarhichadidae. Gene Ontology annotation, biological process: negative regulation of protein kinase activity. The transcript is spliced from 4 exons. Gene Ontology annotation, molecular function: cAMP-dependent protein kinase inhibitor activity.
GGCUCAGACACGGAUAACUCCAUUUUGGAAAACAGCUGUUUGAAGACACAACCUUUUUCUCGUUGUUUGCAGACGGUACCCUGAGAAAAACACCCAGGCUUUUUAACACACACACACACACACACAGACACACACCUCUGGUCACCACGGUGUUUUUGUCCCCAGCUCGGCUUGCUUGCUUCAUUUUUGUCCGACUGCCAGGAAACUUAACUGGGGGAUCCAUGGUGUUACAUUUCCAUUGUAACAAGUGGAUAACAGGAGGCGACCGGACCAAGAGGACUUAAGCUCCUCCGUUUUUAGCUCCUGACUUCCCCGUGAGGAGAAAAUGAGUGCCAUCACCCCGGCCUUCAGUGUGUCAUGUACCGGAGAGGAGAGGCUUUCUGAUGCACAAAGAGACUGCAGACUGCUGCGAGAGGCUCAGGUGUAAUGAGAGCGCUGGUCAUGGACAGAUGAUGGACGUGGAGACGUCGUACUCGGACUUCAUCAACUGUGAUCGCACAGGCCGCAGGAACGCAGUACCCGACAUCGCAGGUGAAGGGGAAGGGGAAGGGGAAAGAGAAGGAGCGGCCAGCACCAGUGAACUCACCAAAGAUCUGGCAGAGAUGGACCUGAAGGCUGCAGAAGGAGACCCGGGGGCCUCCCCAGCCCCUGAGGCAGAGGGCUCCACCAGCCAAGAUGCCCAGGGAGGUGGAGGCCCAUCCUAAACUCAGCCAGAGACCAAAGGGCGGCAGAGCCAAGAAGUGAAACGUAGAGAGUAGCGAAUGUGGAGAGAAAUGAAAUGGAGAGUGUAUAUUGGUUGUCCGAACCGGACACGAGGACACCUUCGCUCACUGCCGGCCUGUUUGGAGCUUCAGAGGCCCAAAUGUUCGCCUUUUCAUUGGAUCAGAUUGUAACGUGCGGAGCAGAACUGACAAUUUGAGAUGCUGCUCUUUUGCUUCACUCUCUGUUAGUCAUUUAUAUUCCUGACCGGACAAGAAAGCACACAGAAAACUUUGGAUUUAUGUCUGUGGAGAUGAAGUGAGCUGAACAGAAUUCAUUUGUAACACUCAAAACAUUGUUCCAGCCCAGGAUGGAACUGUGUCACGGAGGGCGUUUUCAUAAUCAUCUGUUUGUCAUUUUCUUUCUAUGUAUGCGUGCGUCGUCAUUUUUUAGUAACAAAAUAUAGUCGCCAUUAUACUGUCGUGUACGGACUUCAUAUUUAUUGCUUAAUGUUCAGUGAUAACUUUGUGAUAGCAAACUUUCUUUGUGUAAUAAAAUACUUAUGAAUUACUGUUACAUUUGUAUUUUAUGUUUUUCGAGCGUGAUUAGCUUUUCACAGGAGGCAAUUGGCAGGAUUCUGUCGAACACAGCAGGUAUAUGAGCUGUAGCGGUGCCAAGUCAGAUGGGAUUAAUGAGUCUAGUUCGCUGAGUUGUUCCAGAGCCAUAAAUAUUAUUGAAUGCAGCUUUUGUGUACAUUAUCGUGGCUGCAGGAAGUUAGUAUUUACAUUUCCACCGAGCAUGUUCCCAGUGCUCCCAUUUAUUUCUUUACAUGUAAAACGGGAUCAGGACAGAGCAGUUUAUCUGUAGAGCUGUAGUUUGUUGCAAUUUCUCUUAGUGUCAGAUUUAAGUUAAUUCCCUAUAAUGAAAAUACAUAUAAGUACUGGUUUAUAAAAAGUACAGUAGUGUACUGUAGAUUAUCAUCUUAAAGAAACAAGCUGACAUGCACAAACAUUUCAUUAUAGCCUUUAUUAUGUUGAAAGAUACCUUUCAUAACUGCCAUAAAUGUGUAUAACUGGAAGUGCUCUUUUUAGGUAGUGAAAUGGAAAUGCAAUGUUUUAAAUAAAUAUAUAGUUCAAAAGAAUUGAGUAAUAAUGCCCAGUCGGUACACUGUGGUUUGUCCAUUUAGGUGACUGUAGUGCGCCCCCUGGUGUAUUAAUGUGAGACUACACUUUUGGUAUUGAGCCGUUUAACCUUUUGUUACGUGUUUAAGGCAGAAAGCACGUGUUUCUGACACUUGAUUCAAUUACUCCUCCCUUAAACAAAACUAUGGAUAUUCACAGUACGCCAUAUUUACCCCGUAAGUAGCAAAUCUUCAAUCCUUUCCCCUCCGUUACAUGCUGACAAAGUGUUCAAACUGAGUCAUUGUGCAUCAACAGCUUUCCUGAUUCUGUUCAUAACAGGAUGUAAACGCAAGAUGAAGAAUGUAUCCAGAGGUUUCAUAUAAACACAAAAACAAUUUGCUUGCCCGUAUUUUUAACACCUUGCAAAGCACCAUGACAUCCUCUGGAAACUGAGCUGUGAACUAAAGUAUUAAAAGGUAUCCAAGUACUUGGAUGGAAUACUGACAAGAUGAUGUACAAAUAUGUGAGGUGAAGGCAGCAGCCAUAUGAUAAACGGCAUAUUUCAAAUACUAUUCUGUAGGUUUUAUGUCUGGUUACAAAUUAGGAAAAGACAUUCCGCUGUGUCAGGUGGGUGAGAUAAAGGUUUGUCCCUGGGUUAGGUCCCGCUUCCUCCUCAGACUUCUUCAUCAGGUUUAAAAGGCAGUCGACCUGACCAUCCCAUACGCCUCGUACAGUCUGUGGACGAGCUCUUUCUUCUCCGUCUCAGGCAGGAAGCAUGACUUUGCAGAACUGAUGUUCUACGAGACACAAGAAGUCACUAAGGUGCAUAUUUAGUGUGCUUGAGUUCAAUUUUAAGGACUAGUUCAGCAAUUUGUGAAAUGCGCUUAUCCGCUGUCUUGCAAAGAGUGAGAUGAGAUGAUUCAUGCUGCUUGUACCAGCCAACGACCAGUUAGCUUAGCGUAGCCAGUCCAACCUUUCCCUUUAGUGCAAAAAUACUCAGUUACAAGUAAAAGUACGAAAGUAUUUACAUCAAAAUAUACUAAAAGUACCAAAGGUAAAAGCACUGACAAUUGUACUUUUCAGAAUAAUGUUUGUUAUAUUAUAUCCAUUGAUUCAUUAAUGUGUUCAUCACUUAUUGUAGACGCUGUAAAUGUGGAUCUGAUUUUGUCAUAUUUAGAUUACAAUGAAUAGGCCCUAUUUUCUGGGUUACAGCAUCACCCGGCACAUAGUAACGUUAUACGGCUAGUUUAAUAAAUAGCUAAAGUCAACGUCCGUUACUCCCACCUUAAAAAGUUGGAAUAAUUAUUCUGGUGUUCGGGAAAACAAUAUUUUUUCUUUUAAGUGUGUUGCACGAACCAUCCACAUAUCUGCCUCGAGAAAUCUCAGACAUAAAACUAUGCGGUUUCUGGGUGAGUGUAUGAACACGAUGAUUGGUGGUGAAAUUGGUUGCGAUGCAACGGGCACCGGUUCAAAUCUUCCCUAUAUUGCACCAAAUAGUUCAGGGCCAGCUCUGCUGACAAACAAGCUAUAACAUGGUAUCUAGUGAGCUUUAGAUGGGCUGGUGGACAGAUAUUGUUACAUUUAAACAGAGACAGGCUAGCUGUUUCCUCCUCUAUCAUUCUUCUCAUCUAACUCUUGGCAAGAAAGCAAAUUAGAGUCCAACAUGUAAAACUUUUUAUUUAAUGAUCAAUCCAUGUGCACAAUUCUUCACACACUGUGUAAAAUAGGUUAAUAAUUGUAAUUAUUAAUAGGAUUUGAGGCUUUGGAGAUUUUGUUCCUGCUUUAAUUAGCAACUGAUGAAGUUAUUACCAUGCACAGGGCAUCUACACCCCGUGCUAUGAUUUCAAAAUAUAUUCAAAUGCCUUCGUCUUGUGAACCACUGCUGUAAUUAUUCAUGCAUUUGAUCUCACCAGUCGUUUGAAUUCCUCCUCUGUGAAUCCCAUGUAUUUGUGCGCCGUGCUGUAGUCGAGGUGCAGGGUUGAGUUGAAGAUCAGUGGGUCGUCUGUAUUCAGGGAGUAGUUCGCUUUGUCCUUCCUGAACCUGCACGAAGAAAACGAGGAAAUCCAAACCAAAAAAUGAAUUCAGCCCCCAAUUCUACAUUAAUGCAGGUUAAUAACAAGGCCGUCAUGUACAAUAAACACAGCUCACGUGAUGACCGGAUGCUUGGUGAAGUCUGGGUCACAGGCACCUGUCAGCUUACUGGAAACAGGACACACCUGCAAUCCGAACAGCACAGGAAGCACUGAGAAACCUAAUUACAGCAGUCUUUCUUCUUCCAGCUGUGAUUCUGGAGGCUCCACUAGAGGUCAGCGUAUCACUGUGCUCCUACUGGUGGGUAUUGUAGUAAUGCAGUCAGCUAUGUUGCUAUAAUUACCUGAUAAAAUUAUCCCACUCUGCAAUGAUCAAAAUGAUUCUUGCAGAAAUCAAUAACCUGUGGUGUGAUGGUGAUAAUUCCUCACCUCAAAGUGCAUGUUCUGAGCCAGCAGGUUUUUGUACAGAACUUGGUCUUCCAGGGUUCUGUAACCGUGUCCAACCCGUUCAGCUUUCAGCACUUCUACCGCCUAAAGUAUAAAGACGGGUCAAGAGGCGAAAGGUUAUAAACCACAAAAACAAUCCUCCAUGUUGCACAUGUCAGCAGAAUUUGCAGGCUAUUUCUAGAGUUGCACUUCCAUCUGUUGUGGCAUAGCUGAUGAGCUGUCACUUUCAGGGAAGGCGUUAGAGUGGCCACUUAUUUAGGCAGUAAGACGUACUGUAGCUUUUCACUAAAGCAGUUUAAAUACAGCUGCUGAGAUGGACACAAAGAGUGAAAAAUGUUGUCGCAGUUAUGCAUCUACACAUGUAUUCGUAUGUGUUUGUGUAGCCCUUUGUGCAGUUGUUGUCCAGUCCACUUUCAGACACUCCCAAUCUGCUCCUUCGCCAACUUAAACCUUCAACUGGCCAACGUCUUGUUUCUUUUGGAUCUCUGCAUGCUAUAGCUGGUUUACUAAUUUAUAUUGUUUGUGCGUGACUUCAUUGUUUUGUUUAGUUCCUGAGAGAAUUCAGUUCUCAUAUGACACCCUGUUCAGAAAUGUCUCACGUCAUUGUUGAAUGGCUUACCUCCUUCACUACGGACGGGGGGCCCACUUCUCCUGCGUGAACUGUCCUGUGGAUCCCACAGCGCACCGCUUCCUGUCAACAAAAUCAAUCACAAACAUCUGGCUUUCACAUCUGCAGCUCUGCAGCACCUAGCGAGGCGCGGUUUAUCAUUUAGACAGUUUUAUUUGUGCACACUUGCUUUGUUUCGGAUGGAAAAGGAUGUUCUUUACUGGGAACUACAAUUAAAUGCACAAUGGCAUUGACAUUUUUACAGUAUGUGCACUUUGUCAUCUGCUUUCAUUUUAGCAUUCUUAACCUUGGAUACACUAAGUGUGGCUUGCUUAAUCUGCAGGUAUCUAGCGGUCAUGUAGCUAUGAAGAUUACCCUCAAUAUUAGCGUGGACUCUGCUCAGUGAGUUCUGCUUCUUGUUAAUAAUUGAAGUAUGAAAAUGACACAUACAAAAUCAUAAACUGGUAUGCAUACAACAUGAGGAAAGUAAACUGUACUUGAAUAAGUCGUACAAACAAACUCGCAUGAAAUUUCAUACACACACGUGCCAACCUGCAUGCACACAUACAAUCCUGAAUUAAAGAUGGUUGUAAAAAGCCUUUCAAUAAAAAAUACAUUUCAAGAGACUAUUUGAAAGAGGAUUGAUUUUGCAGAGUUAGUACAGUACAGUUUAAUUAUGGACAAAUCAUUUGAAUGGUAUGACGGCCUUAUUGAUGCUUGAUUGGUAAAGAGCUAAUCAACAAAAUAUGUGCAACCUUUGCAAAUCCUAUACUUUCAACUGGAUUAUUUUGAUUUUAUGGUCAUCUUGUGAAUUAUUGAUCAAUAAUUUCAGGCAGGGAGUGUAUGAAAAUAUUUUACACUUUCGUACCCACAAACUAUUGAAAGCCACCCACUGGAUGACUUUGGUAUGUUUGACAUCUUAAUAAUGAGUGACUUAGAGGCAACAGACUCAUAGAUGAAGAAUUUACAUUUUGUUUACUGUCCACCUUUGCACCUCUACACUAUUACUACAUCAACAUGCUUCACACAUACAGAAAUGUGUGAUAAUAAAUUCAACACAGCAAAUAAGCAGUAAC